This is a messenger RNA of Sander lucioperca (pikeperch), 4228 nucleotides long. RefSeq names its product coiled-coil domain containing 169 (gene ccdc169). The transcript has 9 exons. NCBI's taxonomy places the organism in Eukaryota, Metazoa, Chordata, Actinopteri, Perciformes, Percidae. The record is from RefSeq and is a predicted model, not a curated record. The coding region runs from base 363 to 1097 and encodes 244 amino acids.
AAUAUAUUCUGCGAGAUAAAUCAACUGGCAUGUAUGUAUCUGAUUCUAGGCCAAUAAUGUUAACUGUUGAAAUAAGAGCUCGAGGAAGUCAAUUUUCCUACCUAGACCUAGCUAAUUAAGCGCGAAAUAAGCUUCAUAGAAAUGUCUGCUUGCAAGAGAGCCACUGUAUGUGACGAAUAUGUAAUUUACGAGCUAUUUAUUCGUGUACUGUCCUAUUUAACCGAGGAAGAGGUUUUAUUUUCAAACCUCCCGCUAAUCUGGGCCAUUAUGUCCGAGGCCGCCUGAACUAGCCGGAAAGAGCGGUCUCCAUGGAAACCUCGAGGCACAAACUUUUUUUCAGUUGAUGUCAGUUUUUCCCAAACAUGAAUGGAGAUAGCGACUACAGCAAAUACGAUUUGGCACGCCUGCAGGAAGAACUUGAGCAAGAGAGGGAAAUGAAAGAAAUGCUUGAUGAGUCGGUGUCUGAUCUGCGGAGCACCAUGUGUGAACUGCAAGAAAGACUGCACAGUGUUGAUGGGGAAGGAAAUGAGUGGAAGACAAGGUAUGAGACACAGACUGAGCUAAAUGGACAGUUGGACAGACAGAUGUCACUCAUUCACGAGAGACUGGAGGACCUACGAGGAAACCCCAUGGAUCGAUUGGCCUCCAUCCGAAUUUAUGAUGACAUGCUGGUAGAAACAUUGAGACAGCGUCUGAAGCUCCUGACUGAAGAGAAGUCUGACCUCCAGAGUCAGCUGAUGGACUGUCGCAGCAAAAUUGAACAGGAAGGAAAGGCAUUUCAUAAAACCAAUGAUGAGAGGCGGGCAUACCUUUCAGAAAUUGCUAAGCUGUCCUCCACCCUUGAAGCCCAACGAAAACAGUACUCCGCCCAGCCACAGAGGGCAUCCAAGAGCAAACAGAGGAGAGAGAGGCAGACCAGCAGGAAGGCAGAGGCUGAUUCUAAGAAAGAAAAAGAGAGAGACGAAGAUGGAGGAGGAGCGUGUUUGAAAGUAGGAGGUGGUGGUGGUGGAGCAACAGCAGAGAGAAGAGAAGAGAAGAAAUCUCAAAGGGCGAGCUGGUUACCCAGCCUAAAGGACUACCUAAAACACAAUCCCUAACCCAAACCUGGUCAUUAUUAUUUCCUUGCACGUUUCUUUGUUUCAACAAAAUGAGUAGCUAUAAGGAGAAAUAUUUAAGAGGGAGGAAUAUUACAGGCUUUGAGUGCAGUAAGGUAGUCUCCUAAUGUGGGAAGCCUGCUGAGUCUGACAUUUCUUGUGUCACUGCAAUUUUUUUCAAAACACUCCUAUGACUUGCAAUACGUAAGUAACAUCGACCACUCUCUCCGCAUGUAGUUCCCACCCAGUGACCGCCUUUAGGUGUAAGAAAACUGUAUUCAGUAGUAAAUAGAAACAUUGCCAGAAGCUGUUUGUGUUUGUGAAGAAGUGUGGAGGAUGGGUUCACUUCUUGUCAGCCUCAGAACAUUGAAUUGAAACGUUAUCUUAUACCAAAGACAUGGUCUCAUAGGCAAAAACAGCAUGAAUUCAUCAUUUUGUCUCGUCCCUUAAGCUUUAUCAAUGUAGCAGUUUUCUUGUUCACCGAGUGCAAUGACAUCAUAUUAAUUAGCUCAUGGAUUGUGACCUAAAAUUGGGUUUUGAGACAAAGAGGUCAUAGAAUAAUUCAUAAAGGUAAAUUAUGCAUUACCUACUCUGAGACUAUAUGUCCAAGGCUGGCAUGGCAGUGUGUUGUAGUGACAAGGGAACUGGCCUUUAACUAGAAGGGAAAAGAUCAAGCCCCAGUGUCAACAAACAUCACACCAGCUGAACUGUCCUAUAGCAUGACACUGAAUGCUCAACCCCCUUCAAUUUGCUGUGAGGAAAAUGUUCUUACAUUAAUUAAUGGAAAUAUAUUUUUAGUGACAAAUAUGGGUUUAAAAGUAUGAGUCCACCCAAGAUCACUUCAAUGUGAUGAUUAAAAAAAAAGUCAUCAGAUUGUUGUGAAGCUGUAUAUAGACAAUAACACAGACGCAUAUGAAUAUGAGAAUGUUUCCUUUAAGCUCUAUAUUUGGAUGUAAUAUGACAUUUUCUAUGAUAUCACACAGUCUACACAACACAACUAAUUUAUCCUUCCAUUCAUUCAAUAAACCAACUGCUGUAACGCUAUAAUUACGAGUCCCGGGAGACAUUUGUUUGUAUUUGCUGGUAUUGACUUUAAUGUCUUAAAUCAUUGGAACAGCGCAGUGUGAAUUCUGUUUUAGGGUGUACUUUCCCUUUAGACAUCCAUUCAUAUUUUUAAUAUGGUUGGCUGACUCUGUGUACAAUCCUAAAUGCGCUGCAGUGACAGGUUGUUUGUCUUAGAUUAAUGACUUAAUUUAAAGAUGGCUGGCCCAUGGUGCCUUUUGAAAGAGCACAUUUACAGCACACCACUCUCUUCCUCUUCUCUGUUUCAUGCACAAGCUUUAGUACAACUGCACCUGGCCCAUGAAUCACACUGCCACAGAGUAACCACCUAGAUGUCUUCUGCUGACAGGUGAAACACGGUGACAAAUCCCUACAGUAUCUGUCAAAGCACAACGAGUCACCCUACUGCACAUGCUAAUUGAGUAAGUUUCUCUAUCUGUACUCAUAAUGAGUAUGGUGCACAUAAUUUAUGUGUAGAUGCAAGUGCGUGUGUAUACUGUAAGAGACUCAUUUGCAAGUGUGUAUGCGUGCAUUCACAUGAUGGACUACCUUAAAACCUGUAAACUGUCAGAAAGAGUGACAGACUUUUACGGCCGUCCCUAUGUUCCAACACCAUAUUGCGUUGUGUGGAAUUGUAGCAUAAAGAUGCAGUGAUUCAUGACAGAAUGGAAAGAGUAUCUUUGUAGCAUCUGUCAACCGUCUGAGUGGGUUUUUAAAUGUCUCUCCUGGGCUGUGAAAUUCAGAUGCAUUUAAUUUUCGGAAUUAUUCCAGGAGGGAUUCACCACAAUACCAAUCUAUCCAUCCCCAUCUGAAUGAGCUCCAACUUUGUGUUUGUUAUCAUACAGAAUGUGUUAGCAGAGAUGUGCUAAAUUGUGCGUUUACUUAUGGGUUUAUAGUGUCUCUGAAACAACUUUUAGAGACAAAAAGUGAUAAAUUACUGAGAGAUGGUCUUGGCAUACCAAAGUAAUCUCUGUCCUUAUUUUGAGGGAGAGCAGAUCAUAAAACCCUCACACAUUAAAUGUGGCCACAAAGGCACUUUGAUGCCUUACACACAAAUGCCAAAAUUCUCCAUCUCUUUAUAUACAAGUCAAUUGAAUCUCAGGAAAUUGCCUUGUCAUGCUCCAGGAGCAAACGCUAUGAAGAAUUGCACCCAUUUUAUUACUUGUAUGGAUCCCAAUCUUCUAUCAUUCUGAUUUUAUUUGGGCCAGUCAGUAAUUAUUUAGCUGCAAUGCUGAUCCAAAUGUGGAUGCAGAUUAACUGUUAUAUUCUGUAUGCUCAGUUACUUGGAAAGUUGCAAGCAUAUUUUAUCCAAUAUCUUACAGAGUUGCACUCCAGACUGAAUCUGCUUUAACCUCUAAAAUGGUACAAAUGUAUUCACGGCAUUGCUAUAAUCCAUUCAUUUUUACAUCUCCCCUUCUUAUUUAAAUACAUGUGGACAUAACAAAUAUCAGAUUUGACUUGCAAAUUCUUAGGCAUUAAGAAUAGAAAUUAGACCAUGGUCCUGCUGUUAAGUCCUUCACUGUGUCCUCCAUCUUUCUUGGUCUAAAGAAACAUUCCCCCAUGUGUGCUGUUUCCCCAGGAUUCAUUUAGACAGAACACCUUGUCAGCCCUCAGUUUGUCACUGGGUCCUUGUGUGUGUCUCCCCAAAAUAGAAAAAUCUGUGUGGAGGAAUUUUUUUUCUCCACUUUUUGUCACUGUUUCAGAUUCUGAUGCAUUCAUGUGCAUAUAGUCGAACAGAAGCAGUCAACAAAGAUACAAUCACAUACUGUAUUUGACCAUUACGAUGUCAGAAAUAUUCAUGUAAGUUCUGGAUUAGUUAAACCAAAUGGUAUUAUGAUAUGUGACCUUUUAAAAGAAGCAUUAAACAAAUGUCACAAACAUUACAUAAAUACAAAGAAAGUGAAGCAUUUUACAUAAUAAAGCUAUGACAUGUUCAACAUGUAAAUCAAUGUAUUCCACCUGUUAAACCCCUGUUAAUACAUCUAUAGAAGGGCAGUAUUUUAAGAGACUGGGGCUGCAACUUUCACCAUCACUGGCACAGAUAAAUACACACACACACACACACACACACA